This is a messenger RNA of Rotaria socialis, 1107 nucleotides long. The record is from the annotation of a GenBank genome assembly. Lineage: Eukaryota; Metazoa; Rotifera; Eurotatoria; Philodinida; Philodinidae.
AUGUCUCAUACAUUGAAGAAACGCGGUAAAUCACCAGCGAAUUUAGUUGUAGCGGUCGAUGAUGAUUCGGCUGUAUUAGGUGAAGUUCUUCAUCGUUCUACUAAAACGAGUAAAUCAUCGAAAAAAGCCAAAAAUUCUGAUAAACUAUUAAAACCGAGUCAAAUUAAUAAUCCUGAUAGUGAUUUCGAACUUGGCACACUAGUAUCAGAUCAAAAUUCAUCGGCAUAUAGAAGUAAAUGUUCCUGUGACUCGCAUUUUGAUAAAGUAUUUCUCGAUUCGAAUUAUAACAUAAUUGCUGAUAAAAUGUUUGAUUUAAUAUUUGGUGCGAAUGAAUUUGUUCGAACAUAUCGACAAGCUCAACGUAUUUAUGAGGAUACAGCAACAGAAUGGUAUACAAGUGCAAAAGAUAAUUGUGAAGAAAGAAUGCUCAAUUAUAAAGUGCCUUAUGAAUCUACGUUCGUUGGACGAGGAACAAUCACCACACGUGAAAGACAAACAAUACUAAAGAAAGAAGCUGGCUCUUAUUAUCAAGUUGAAACAGAACUGUUCAAUAGUGGUGUUAGAUAUAGUGAUACAUUUUCUCUGGUGAUGCGUUAUUGUAUCCUACAAACAUCUGGGACAACAACUCAUUUACUUAUUACUGCUCAAGUUCGUUUUUGUAAACAAGUACUUGGUUUCAUAAAACAACUUAUCGAACGAAAUGCUUUCACAGCAUCAAUAGAAGGUUUCAAAGAUAUGAAUAAUCGUCUUAAUCUAAUUAGCAAAUUUAAGAAAGAAAAACGUCUGCUAACUCGGGAUGGAGUUACACUACCAGUUCCUGUGGUAAAUAAUAAACGUGCUCGUCGUACGAGUCGACAUGACACACUCGGUAUUAAAUCAUCAGAUCCAUUAAUAAACAAUGCUGAUAAAGGCAUAUUAAACCAUCUUACAUUAUCAAUCAUUUCUCACGCUAAUCCAAUUCUAUGCUUUUUGAUGUUUAUCGUUGUUUUUCUUGUCAUGAUACAACUGUAUUUAUAUCUUAAACUUCGCUAUAUGGAUAUUCUUGUUGAUAGUUUAUCAAAUUUAAUGAAAAUGUCUUCUUCAUCGUCAUCGAAACGUCGUGCAUAG